UUUAGACAAGCUAAACUCGCACACAGGUAUUUCUUUUUUCCUAGAUCUUUCCCCCUCUCUCUCCCUCCCAGCUCCCGUGACCUAACUGCUCUCCCCCACCCUUCGUUGCUCUUUCUCUCCCUCUAGAAAUUCAUUUCAGCCCAAAAUCAUGACAUACAACUAAGAACCUUGCUGCAUUUUCUCUCUGUCUCCUCCGAUUGUUGCUCUCCUCAAGGACCAAGAAAGCUGUGGCCAUCGACAAGAGAUUUGUGAGGAUCUGUGCUCUACACAAAAAUCGGAGGAGAAGAGAAGAAGAAAUUUGGAGGAGUGGAGAAGAACAAAUUCGGGAGGGAAGAAGUGCUAGGGAGGAGAGAAGAUGAAAGAGAUAAGAGAGAGGGAAAAGAGAGGGGGUUUACCUGAUGCACACCCCCACCGUAAUUUCUACAAGUCUACUGCGUGUUUGUCUUUCACUAGUGGGCGUAAAAAACAAUUAACACCCGACCGACUUUAAGGUUUUCCCUUUCUUUUUCCCCCGUGCUUCUCUGCGCAGCCCCCCUGCCCUCCUCUCUGCUCUGUUUCCUCUCAUGGUCGCUCCCUCUCUCCUCUGUGAUUGCCACUCGCCAUCGCGCCCAGCUCCACGCCGUCCAUCCUGGUUCGUGACGCGCCGCUCUCCACAGUUUCGAGUGGUUCCAUCCCCGUCUCUCUCUCCCUCUUACGGUCUAUCUCCCUCUCUCUCUUCUCCCCGUUGUGUCACAGCCUGUCGCGCACUGCCGCUGCCAAGGCCUUGCUCCACAGGCCGCUUCGCCAGUUGCUACUCGUCACGCCGAUAAGUUUUCGUUUGUCCCUCUCACUCCUCUGCGUCUCUUUCUCUCUCUCUCUCUCUCUCUCUCUCUCUCUCUCUUCGUGGUAGGACAGCCCCUGAGACCUGUGGAGACCAACGGAGGUAGCCGCACCGCCUCACUUGCCAAAUGUUUCAGAUCACCACGAACCAUCUCCAAGCAGCGUCACCUCACUGUCGAACUGAUUAACCACCACUCUGAGUUGAGUAAGGUUGUAAUAUUGCUAUGGUGCAAGUUGAAGGCUUAGAUAGUACUCUGUCAAAGUCAGACUUGCCUCGGUAAACAACUCCCGGAAAAGGCAUCUCAUGGAGUAUUCUCGUGCACGUGGUUUUUUGUUCUGUGACUUCUGUGGGACAAUGCUUUCUUUGAAAUCAACUAAGUAUGCUGAAUGUCCCCUGUGUAAGUUUAAGCGCAGUGUGAAAGAGAUUUCUGAAAGGGAGAUAUCUUAUGUAGUCACAGCCGAGGAUAUCAGAAGGGAGCUGGGAAUCUCACUGAUUCGAGACCAAGAAGUGCAAUUAUCAAAGGUGAAAAAGAAAUGUGAAAAAUGCGAAAAUGACGAGGCUGAGUAUUGGACCAUGCAGAUGAGAUCAGCGGAUGAAGGGCAGACUACAUUUUAUCGAUGCACCAAAUGUGGACAUAAGUUUUCAGAGAAUUAAGUUUGUAUCGAAUAUGUAAAACCGCAUUCCCAUUUCCCAGCCUGCCUUUUGUGUUUUCUCGGGCAUCGCUGAAAUGUCGGUAGGCGUUAGAUUCGAUCGUGGUUCACCUGCUGUUAUUCGAAUUGUAUGGGCUUCACUGGGGAUGGUGCGUAUUGUGUUGCCCCCAGAGAGAGCCUCAGACCACAUUAAUUAUAUUCUCAGUAAUUUCUAAAAUGUACAAGUUACAAAAAGUGCUUGGCCCGUUA
Carya illinoinensis is the source of this 1719-nucleotide messenger RNA. RefSeq names its product DNA-directed RNA polymerase I subunit RPA12-like. Gene Ontology annotation, cellular component: RNA polymerase I complex. Gene Ontology annotation, molecular function: zinc ion binding; nucleic acid binding; DNA-directed RNA polymerase activity. The record is from RefSeq and is a predicted model, not a curated record. Gene Ontology annotation, biological process: DNA-templated transcription; termination of RNA polymerase I transcription. The transcript has 8 exons. NCBI's taxonomy places the organism in Eukaryota, Viridiplantae, Streptophyta, Magnoliopsida, Fagales, Juglandaceae. Bases 1124 to 1474 code for a protein of 116 amino acids.